AUGGCAUCCAACUCCAGUUGGCCCCGCGUGGUCACUGUUCUGUUCUCCGCCGUAUUCCUCAGCACAAUCUUCCUCAACAGCAUCUUCUCUGUUGACCCCUACCGCUGCGGCGCCCUCAUUGGCGAUGGUCAGUGGAUCGACCCUGUUGAUGCCAACGGCACCCGCCGUCCCUUCAACACCUGGCAGCCAGAUGGAUGCAUGAUGCGCAAGUACACGAGCGAUGACAUCCACCGCUGCAUGGAGGGCCGGCACAUGGUCUUUUCUGGCGACUCGACCACCCGUCAGGUCUUCUGGGGUAUGGCCCGUCUGCUCGACAGGGAACUGGCGAACAAGACUCGCAAAGAGUCGGCAACACAUGCUGCCUAUGACAUGAAGUUUGGCGGCAUCCGGAUGCGCCAGAUUUGGAACCCCUUCAUGGACCUCGACAAGGACGGCCUUGAGCUGAAGAAGGAGCUCGAGCUUUACCGCCACGAGCGCGAGAACCCUGUUCCCGUUUCGGAGCAAAAGGCAGCCGCCUUGACCAUGAUCGGCUUCGGCAGCUGGUGGGCGCUUCGUUACUUCGAGGAGGAGUCCCUGCAACAGUUCAGCUCGGCCAUCGACAACGUGACUGCUAUAUUGCGCCAGCAUGACUACCCCGAAUUCGGCAAACGCCCCAUGAUCCCUGGUGAUGGCAUCGGCAACGAGGUCUUCAUCGCGCCCAUCGCCCCGCCCUACUAUGACGAUCUUCCCAGCAAGCGCAAGGGCCCCAAGGGUCUUCACGUCGGUGAGGUGGAAUCGAUGGACGAGUACCUUGACAGCAUCCGCGAUGAACGCAGCCUCAACCUGCUCUGGGCGUUCCCCGCCCUCUCCCGCACCGAACCCGCCGCCAUGGUCGACCGUCACGAGACGGGCUUCCAUGUGAUUGACUCGGUCGCCGAGACCAAGGCCACCAUUCUGCUCAACGCCCGCUGCAACGCCAAACUCGAUGCCAUGGAUGGCUACCCCCAUAACAGGACCUGCUGCACCAACUACGGCGGCCCUUCAUUGGUCCAGCUCAUGUUCCUGUUCUUCGGCACCUGCUACGUCAUUGCAUGCGUCGUCUAUGAGACCUACGGCAUCCUUAAGGCGCGCGCCUGCCGCCGUGCCCCCUUUGACAUGGAGACCGGCCUGUUCGUGACGGCUCUGUUAGCCUGCUACCACGCCGACCGCACACAGUUCCUCGCCAAGGCCUCGAAAAUGUUCGUGUACGAUGAGUUCACCGUCUUGGCCGCCAUUUGUGUCCUCGUUUUCCUCUUCACCAUCCGCCGCUCCAGGGCUGCUCCCCAGCCUGACACCAUUGCUCCGCAGAAGGCCCCCGAGGUCAACGUUCUCCUUCCUCGGGACCAGACGGAGGAGUGGAAGGGCUGGAUGCAAGCCGCCAUUCUCGUGUAUCACUGGACCGGCGCCUCCAAGGAUCUCGGCAUUUACAUCUUCAUCCGUCUGCUCGUAGCCUCGUAUCUUUUCCAAACCGGCUACGGUCAUACCAUCUUCUUCCUGAAGAAGAAGGAUUUCGGCUUCAAGCGCAUCGCAGCUACCAUGUUGCGCCUGAACCUGCUCAGCUGCGCUCUUCCUUACGUGAUGGGCACGGACUACAUGUUCUACUACUUUGCUCCACUUGUCAGUUUCUGGUUCAUGGUGGUUUACAGCACUCUCGCCAUCGGCCGCCAGCACAACGACAAUCUGGGCGCGCUGCUCGGGAAAAUUGUCAUCUCUGCCUUCAUCACAUAUCUCGUCAUGAUGAAAUCGCCUGUUCCCGAAUGGAGCUUCACUGCACUUCGUCUACUCUGCAACAUCAAGUGGAAUCUUCACGAGUGGACGUUCCGUGUGGGCCUCGACGCCUUCAUCGUGUUCGUCGGCAUGCUGACCGCCAUUGCACACGUCCGCUACCCGAACGCAUGUGCCUGGGCACUAAGCUCGUAUGCUGGCGCUGUCGGUGGUCUCGUCGCCAUGUAUGGCUACUACCACGCUUGUGGGGAGUAUUUCCCGACCAAAGAAAUCUACAACUCUUGGCAUCCAUACAUCUCAUGGAUUCCCAUCCUCAGUUUCAUUGCCGUCCGCAACAUGCCCGGACCCGCUCAAUUUUUCACCUCGAGCGCAGCGGCGUGGUUGGGCAGGUGCUCGCUUGAGACCUUUACGCUGCAGUUCCAUCUCUUCCUCGCGGCAGAUACCAAGGGCGUGCUCCGUCUGGGCAUGUUCUCUGGCGACAGCACACUAUUCAACGACAGGUGGCGAGACCUCGUCUUCAUCGUGCCCAUCUUCCUUUGGGUCAGCAGUCGCCUAGCCGAAGCUACCGGAGCGUUGGUGAAGCUGGUGACGGAUGGCACUGUCGGCCAGGAGGCGGAGAAUGAGUCGGAAAAGCUGUGGAGCGUCAACUCAAAGUUUGACGAGCUCGUCCUGGCCCGGGUGCGGCCUUUGAUGCCGGCCAUGCACACGUGGGCGAAUGACCUGCGGGUGCGCGUGGCGAUGAUGUUUGGUGUCAUGUGGGUGCUUAACCUGCUCAGUUGA
Molecule: messenger RNA, 2523 nt
Organism: Verticillium alfalfae VaMs.102
Lineage: Eukaryota; Fungi; Ascomycota; Sordariomycetes; Glomerellales; Plectosphaerellaceae
Product: CAS1 domain-containing protein
Exons: 2
Coding region: 1-2523 (840 amino acids)
Source: RefSeq, a predicted model, not a curated record